This is a messenger RNA of Pyricularia pennisetigena, 1989 nucleotides long. RefSeq lists its product as uncharacterized. The record is from RefSeq and is a predicted model, not a curated record. The annotation marks the transcript as partial. Gene Ontology annotation, cellular component: endoplasmic reticulum membrane. Gene Ontology annotation, molecular function: GDP-Man:Man(3)GlcNAc(2)-PP-Dol alpha-1,2-mannosyltransferase activity. Gene Ontology annotation, biological process: protein N-linked glycosylation. Lineage: Eukaryota; Fungi; Ascomycota; Sordariomycetes; Magnaporthales; Pyriculariaceae. The transcript has 6 exons.
UACCUUUCGUUCCGAACUUCGAAUUAUUUCACCUUACAACUCCACGUGGAACUCAAUUCGACGGACCGUGCCUGCCUGAACGCGACAGCGCGGCAGCGGAUAAUUAAUAUUGGGCCUGCAUUAAGGGUUCUUCCACCAGUGGGUCAGGCUUGCUCACUUCGCCCUUUGGCAGCUAAGGUAGCACCGGCAUCGUACAAAAAUACGGUUCAGUCGCUGCUCACUCCCCCCGCCCGCGGGGUCGCCUUCCACCCUCUUACCUUACUCACGACACAGAGCCUCUGGACGAUCGCACAGCCUGCCCGACUAACUAUGGACGGCUUUGGCGACAGCGACAAGUGCGCCUCGGGCUCGACCUCCCCGCUGUUAUCCGGUUCCAGCUGCCAGGACUCCCAAGGCAGUUCCUCUCUUUACGCCGCCUUCACGACCAUAGCCGCGAUGCCUUUGCUCUAUUUCUUUCUUGUGCCAUGGUUCUGGCGGGCAAUAGGAUCGGCUUUGGGCUGGUACCUCAAGCGCAAAACCGAGGGCCGCCGGGCUCAGCUGCUCGAGAUAAUGAACGAGGACGAGCGUCGAUUCGCGGAGCGUGGACAGGAGAGGAAAAAAAGCAUUACGGAUGAGGACUGGGAGAGCAUUGAACCGUCUGCGGGCAGCGCUGACAAUGGCGGCAAGGGUGCGCAGGAAUGGGAUGGAAUCGUGGGAUUCUUUCACCCUUUCUGCAAUGCUGGAGGGGGUGGUGAACGAGUGCUGUGGGCUGCCAUUCGAGCGACGCAGCAGAAGUGGCCGAAAGCCAAAUGCAUAGUCUACACUGGUGAUCACGAGGUCAACAAGGAGGCAAUACUUUCUAGGGUCGAGGUGUUAGUGUUCCUGUAUCUCUCGACUAGACAUUGGGUUCUCGCAUCGACCUGGCCUCACUUCACCCUCGCCGGGCAGUCAUUUGGCUCGAUAAUCAUGGCAUGGGAUGCCUUCUCUCUACUUACACCGGACAUCUUCGUCGACACCAUGGGUUACGCGUUUGCCCUGGGUCUUUGCAGGUGGCUCUUUCGUACCAUGCCUACGGGCGCUUACGUACAUUACCCAACCAUCUCGACUGAUAUGCUCGAUUCUUUGAACCCUCAGUCUGCCGUAGGCUCUCAAGGAGUCAAUGCUGGCCAGGGUGUUGGAGCCCGUGGUAGGGCAAAGAAGUUGUACUGGGAGCUAUUCGCGAAAAUAUAUUGUCGGAUGGGGGCUACGAUUGACGUUGUGAUGACCAACUCGACCUGGACUCAAAACCACAUACAAAAGCUUUGGGGACCACUCCGUAACAAUACGAGGAACGGUAGGCCCAACAACGCUGUGGCGGUGGUUUAUCCACCUGUGGCUGUUCGCGAGCUGGAGCAAGAAGUAGAGGUGUCCGUAGACAGUGAGAGCAGACGCGAGAAGGCACUAGUGUAUAUUGCACAGUUCAGGCCUGAGAAGAACCAUCAGCUCAUUAUCCAGGCGUUCGCCGAGUUCGUCAAGGGCGAUUCGGAUGUCGCCAAAGGUGCGACCUUGGUUCUCAUUGGCAGUGUGCGGGACGACAGCGACUCCAAGCGAGUGUACCAGCUGCGCUUACUGGUCAACGAAUUACACAUCAAGGACCGGGUCGAGUUCCAUCUUGACGCGCCUUGGCCCCGAAUCCUCGAGUGGCUUCGGAAUGCAUCUGUCGGAGUCAACGGCAUGUGGAACGAGCACUUCGGUAUUGGUGUCGUCGAGUACCAGGCUGCCGGACUUAUUCCCGUCGUGCAUAACAGUGGCGGACCCAAACUGGACAUUGUCACCGAGAUCGAUGCAGAGCCCACAGGUUUUCAUGCUACGACGUCCACAGAGUUUGCUGAGGGCUUCCGCAAGGCUCUGUCGCAUCCCGACCCUCUGGCCAUAAGGCAGCGCGCCCGGAAGUCUGCCAAAAGAUUUACCGAAGAAGAGUUUGCGAAGAAGUGGGUUGACCAAAUGGAGAAGCUGGUUGCACUGUGUUGA